Eupeodes corollae is the source of this 1146-nucleotide messenger RNA. RefSeq lists its product as uncharacterized. The record is from RefSeq and is a predicted model, not a curated record. The transcript is spliced from 3 exons. NCBI's taxonomy places the organism in Eukaryota, Metazoa, Arthropoda, Insecta, Diptera, Syrphidae. Bases 292 to 1104 code for a protein of 270 amino acids.
AAUGACAACAAAGCAUCAGUCUGAUAACAGUGUUGUUGACAGUCACUAGAAGUUUACUCACGUACUCAGUUCGAAUAAAACGGAUUUGUCUUAAACGUCUUUUGGAAAAACAAAAAUUAAAAAUUAAUAAAAUUAUAAGAGAGAAAAUAAAAAGCACUUAGUAAAAAACAUUAUAAAUAAAUCACAUGAAAAACUAUUUUUUCCAUGUAGGUAAAAUAAGAAAAAGAAAAACCACGUUCAUUGACUUUGGAAAAGAAGAAAACAAAAAAAAGUACAUAAAAUCAUACAAAAAUGUCAGAUAAGAUCAGUUUUUCCAACUUUGAUAAUAGUGAGAGUCUGUAUUCGAUACUGAAGGACUGCGUCAAUGGAAGAUCGAUCGACAGUUUAACCGAUGACUCGGAGUGCAGUGCCUCCGUGCAAGAAUACUCCACAUUCGACUGUUAUAGAAUGGUCUCGAUGACCGAUUCGUUUGGUGAUGAUAUCCUCGAAGAAAACGGUAGAAUAUCGUUGGCCUAUGAGAAUCUGAGAUCAAUACCGAAAAGGAUCGCCGAGAAGUUUUCAUCGAAGACGAAAUUUCUCGAUUUGGGCAACAAUGACUUUACGAAUUUGUCGUUUUUGAUGUUUUUCGACAGAUUACACACUCUGAUCCUGGAUCGAAAUACACGCUUGGAUGUUAAUACUCUGCCGUUUUUGCCUAACUUAAGGAUUCUUUGGAUCAACAAUUGUAAUAUCACAAAUAUAGACAUAUGGCUCUAUCGGAUACAAGACCAAUGUCCGAAUAUUCAACAAUUGUCGAUAAUGGGAAAUCCUGCAACAAUGAAAUUACUCUAUGAACAACCCAACAAUGAUUACAGGGAUUAUGUUUUCAAUAAAAUUCCAAGCCUUAAGUAUUUAGAUGGAAUAGCAAAUGAACCUUUGAGUAGGAGUCUUUUGAGGAUACCAUCCAAGUCAUCGACAGUCACAUCGGAUUCUACGAGAACGAAUUUAAGCUAUCUUGGAUUGAGUCGAAAUGGCAAGUUAUCAUUGUCAUCGUUUAAAUUAAGUGAAUUAUUUAAAUUCAAGCGAAGAAGACGGUGGUUUCAAAAUUCCACAACAUCAACAUGACAUCUUAAGAAAUAAAAUAAUAAUCAAUAAUUGUAAGAAAAA